This is a messenger RNA of Closterium sp. Yama58-4, 1251 nucleotides long. Lineage: Eukaryota; Viridiplantae; Streptophyta; Zygnematophyceae; Desmidiales; Closteriaceae. The record is from the annotation of a GenBank genome assembly.
AUGGACGAGGCAAUGGUCCCUGUGCGUCUCAUCCCCCUCUCCCUAGCACGCACCAUACUCCGCGUUGGCAAGUCCAUCCGCUUCCUAGCCCACUGCUGCGGCGACAGGCUCGGGCCCGAAGCAGCGAAGCAGGUGGAGCGGGAGGUUCGGGGCGCCCGAGCCUCGCUGGAGCUCCGGGACUUGCCGAGGCUGGUGGAAAGGGUGUCAGCGCAUGUGGAGACGCGGCUGGUGCAGGUGGUGGUGGGGCAGUUCAACCUGCUGCACCACUGCGCUCUCAUCAAGCGCUUCAUUCUCCUCACCAACGGCCACUUCGCUCAGGUGUUGCUAGACGAGGCAUCCAGUGAGCUCAAGAAGCCGGUCAACAAAGUCAGCACCAUCGCCCUCUCAGGCGCUCUCCACGGGGCAGUGUUGGCGUCGCUGUUCUCAGGGGAGGAACCAGCUCUGGCUGAUGCGCUGCAAGUCAAGCUGGUCAGCGACAGCACCCCUGGCAUAUCUGGCUGGGACGUGUUCACCUUGGAGUACCGCAUUCUACCGCCUCUCACCGCAGUCAUCACCACAACCGCACAGCACCACUAUGCACGCCUCUUCACCGCACUCUUCCUCCUGCAGCGCACCCGCCGCGCCCUCUCCUCCACCUGGCUGGCCCUCAAGCCACGAGCUUCCAGGCUUCUGCCCCCCGUUGUCAGGGAGUCCAUUACCUCUGCGGUUUCAGGCAGGUUUGCCGGAGGUUUGGGUUCCCGGGCAGGUGGAGCGGGCAGCAAAGCCAGAAAAACAGACCCGGCAGGAAUAGGAGAGGGCGCUGCUGCUGGUGCUGGUACUGCUGCUGCGGCUGGUGCUGGUGGGGGGAGUCUGGAAGGUGGUGGUGGUGGUGAGGGGGGGGCGAGAGUGACAGGGGGGUUGCAGGCGUGGAAGGAGAGGGAGGAGGAGAAGCUACUGGCAGGGCCGGUGAGGGGCGUGCGGGGCGUGUUUGCACGCAUGUCUCAGUUCAUGCGCGUGAUCGAGACGUUUGCUGCUCUCAGGAUCGAGACCAGCUGGAAGGACAUGGUGGAAGGGGCCAAGAGUGCAACGAAUCUGGACGAGCUGAUUGCCUGCCACGAGCGCUACCAGCAGGCGCUACUGAGGGCGCUCUUCCUGGACCGCCCCUCCGCCACCCUCCUGGGCAGUGUGCGCCGCAUCUGCCGCCUCGUGCUCGAGCUCUCUCACCUCGCCGCCCGCCUGCAGAAGCACACAGACAGCGUGUUUGCAAGGUGA